This is a messenger RNA of Salvia splendens (bonfire salvia), 2375 nucleotides long. Its product is annotated as pentatricopeptide repeat-containing protein At4g25270, chloroplastic. The transcript is spliced from 2 exons. The coding region runs from base 772 to 2331 and encodes 519 amino acids. Gene Ontology annotation, biological process: RNA modification. Gene Ontology annotation, molecular function: RNA binding; protein binding. The record is from RefSeq and is a predicted model, not a curated record. NCBI's taxonomy places the organism in Eukaryota, Viridiplantae, Streptophyta, Magnoliopsida, Lamiales, Lamiaceae.
UGUUGACCUCCUUGCUCCCGAUGGCCGCUACCUGGCACCUCCACGUGGAUCCUGUCGCUCAGACGUUGGAUGCUAAGUGUGUUUGUUGUGGGAGGGCUUAACUACGUCAGACGGUUUAUCUCCCUAUCAUUCACUGAUUUCUCACUAAUACACUCUCUCUCUCUCUAAGUCAGCGAUUAGGGUUUUAUCUCCCUUCUCUCUAGAACUCCUUCGAUCGCCAUCUCCGUCUGUUCUUCUCUUCUUUUGUGAGUUGUGAAUGAUGAGUCUCUUGCAGAGGUAACCUGUUCGGUUUCCUUGCGAAGUCCGAGGCUAGAUUGACUCUCUGUGAUUCCGAUCUGUUAAACCAGAGGAGAUCUUGUCGAUUCCUUGUGAGAUUCAAGCUUCCGUGAGUUACUCUAUGGUUCUUCAGUGAUCACGUGUUGAGUUGGUCUCUGUGUGUGCAGCAAUUGAUGAAACUAGGGUUUUUGGGUUUGAGCACUUCCGAGUUACUCACCUUGUGAUUGUGAUUGUUGUUAGUGGAAGAGGUCUUUGGCCGGUGCAGUUGCUUGCAACAACCUGGGCCAUCACUGCUUUGGAUCUUCCUGUCCUUUGUUAUGUUUCUUUUGUAUAGAUCCUUUAGGAUCUAUUGUCUUGUGUUAUUGAUUUGUUUUCUUGAGUGUACAGGUGAUACUUGCAUGAUAGUUCAUACUUGAAUUGAUAGAGAUUCAAGUAGUGCUAGGGUUCCUGUUGUAUCUUGUCCUGUACGAUCUUCUAACCGAUACCAGAAAGGGCAUGAAUCUGUGUCUGAAUCCACCGUGCUCGAUAACAACCCCUUCAUUCUCUGCCGCGAGGAGGAAGGACAAGAAACCCGAUCCCAUUUACCGAAACAAGACCCCAAUAAGUCUCCCUUUCCAGAAAUCACACCCAACCCCUCUCUUGCUCCAGCGGAGACUCCCACCCCAAUCCAAGAAGCAAGCCCUAGAAAACAUCAUAAGCGAUUUAGAGUCCUCCGCCAAAAAUGGCAUACAAUUAAACGAUCCCCAAAUUUUUGCAUCCCUUUUGGAGUCUUGUUUCCAGUUGGAAGCGAUCGAUUACGGCGUAAGAGUUCACAACCUUAUCCCAGAGAAGCUACUGCGCAAGAAUGUGGGGAUCGCAUCGAAGCUUUUGAGGCUAUACGCGUGUAGUGGGCAAAUCGAGAAAGCCCACGAGGUGUUCGACGGAAUGUCUGACCGGAACUCCUCGGCUUUCCAUUGGAAUUCGCUUAUCUCUGGGUAUGCUGAGAUGGGCCAAUAUGAAGAUGCGCUGGCGUUGUUCUUUCAGAUGGUGGAGGAUGGAGUUCGGCCCGAUCAGUACACAUUUCCGAGGGUGUUGAAAGCGUGUGGAGGAGUUGGAGUGGUUCAGAUCGGGGAAGAAGUUCAUCGCUGGGUGGUUCGCUCUGGCUUUGGAAACAACGCGUUUGUUUUGAAUGCGCUUGUCGAUAUGUAUGCGAAAUGCGGUGACAUUGUUAGAGCUAGGAAGGUUUUUGAUGGAAUUAAGGGAAAGGAGUUAGUUUCUUGGAAUUCAAUGAUAAAUGGAUAUGUUAGGCAUGGUUUGAUAAUUGAAGCACUCUCUCUACUUCGUCGGAUGGUAGUCGAGGGAAGUGAGCCUGAUGGUGUCACUCUAUCAGCGGUGAUGUCAAGCGUGCUGCUUGAGAAAAUUGGAAGAGAAGUCCAUGGAUGGGUUAUCCGUAGAGGAAUGGAGUGGAACUUAUCCGUGUGCAACUCAUUGAUGGUUUUCUACGUGAACCAGAAUGAUCUGGAGAAAGCAACAUGGUUGUUUGAGUGUAUGCCGGAGAGGGAUGUAGUUUCGUGGAAUUCUAUAAUUUUAGCUCACUCUAAAGAUCCUGUAGCCCUAGCGUAUUUUGACCGGAUGUUGGAUUGUGAUGCCUCGUCGCCAGAUGGCAUUACAUUCGUCUCCUUGUUGUCGGCAUGUGCUCACUCGGGAAUGGUUAGGGAUGGAGAGAGGUUAUUUCGGAUGAUGGUGGAGAGGUAUGAGAUGAGCCCGAGAAUGGAGCAUUAUUCGUGUAUGGUGAAUCUUUAUGGAAGGGCGGGGUUGCUUGAUGAAGCGCAUGAGUUUAUAGAGAAGAGAAUGGAGAUGGAGGCUGGGCCGACUGUUUGGGGAGCGUUGCUGUAUGGUUGUUACCUUCAUGGUAAUGUUGAGCUCGGGGAGAGAGCUGCAGAGCAUCUGUUUGAGUUGGAGCCAGAUGGUGAGCAUAAUUUCCAGCUCCUGAUUAAGAUUUAUCAGAAAGCUGGAUGUUAUGAGGAUGCUGAGAGAGUAAGAGGUGUGAUGAUAGAAAGAUGCCUUUACCUGUAGAUUUUGUGCUUGAUUUUAUUUUGGGAUAAGUUGCUUUGAUAAAA